GCGUCGAGACAUAUUGAGAAUCCCAUUCAGAGAACCAUGAAGACGAGUUUGCUGCUAGCUUUUCUGAUGACGAUGCUUGGAGUGACUUUGGGUCUGGUGUUGGCCAACUCGGAUGAUGGCUACCAAUAUGGACAGCCGUCGGGGGAGCAGCUGCAGGAGAUCCAGGCGGUCAGUCUCCCCAGGAAGCGCCACCCAAAGCCACGUGUCUACCCAGAAGAUCCCUCCCAGGGUUGUGGAACUGCGGAGCAGGUGGAUCACGGAGCUGCCCUGGCCACCUACCACUCGAAUCGCCCCCAACCGCGUCGCCUUUACAAGCACCAGGAACUCGAAGUGGACAACUCGUUCUUUGAACCUUCCUCGGAGCGGAUUCAUGAACUCAAGCGGAUUCUGUUGGAUCAGCUAUAAAUGAUGAGUUUCUAAAGAUCCAAAAAUAUGAUAUUUAGUAAGAAACAGUGCAGAAACGACAUCAGUACAAGAUAUUUCCUUAUAUGUUCUCUUUGUUGCCAAACUCCCUCAGAGUUUAUUAUGUUUAGUAUAGCAAACGUGAACCAAAAGUGACUAAAUAUGUAUUUGCAAAAUCAAGAUAAUCAAUUUCAUAUCUGACUCACACCCUUGACAACUAGUUUCCUAUUUAGGUAAGAUAAAUGUCGG
Molecule: messenger RNA, 651 nt
Organism: Drosophila ficusphila
Lineage: Eukaryota; Metazoa; Arthropoda; Insecta; Diptera; Drosophilidae
Exons: 2
Coding region: 37-405 (122 amino acids)
Source: RefSeq, a predicted model, not a curated record